UCACGUGACUCACUCCAUCGCAAAUUAUUCAAAAUGGACGCACGACACAUAGAACGGAGUCGAGUCAGUCCGAGCUUUCUACAUUCCAACAGUACAAAUCACAUCUGGGUGUUUAGUGCAAUAGCAGAAUUAAUAGAUAAUGCGUAUGAUCCCGAUGUCAAUGCUAAAGGUUUAUGGAUUGAUAAAGAAGAGUUAGGCCUAUCAAAGAAAACUUGUUUAACUAUUACUGAUAAUGGAUCAGGUUUAGCUCCUGAUAAAUUACUAAAGAUGCUAAGUUUUGGCUUUUGUGAAAAGCAUGUCUAUGAAGGAAAAUCACAACACCAACCGAUUGGCCAUUAUGGAAAUGGCUUUAAAUCGGGCUCUAUGAGGAUUGCUAAGGAUGUUUUAGUUUUUACUCGGCAUUUAAAAGAAAUGAGUGUUGGAAUGUUGUCACAGAAUUAUUUGAAUCAAAUAAAAGCCGAAACUGUAGUCAUUCCUAUGGUAACAUGGAAUAUACUAAACAAGAAGAGGUCCAAUUCAACAGAAACUGUCAGUAAUCUUCGAGAGAUUACAAAAUAUUCGCUAUUCAAUUCAGAAGAGCGUCUGUUAAAAGAAUUUGAAUUAUUAGCAGAACAUAAAACAGGAACGAGACUUAUACUUUACAAUCUUGUAGUUAAUAAUAUAGGCCAGUUGGAGCUUGAUUUUGAAAGUGAUCCGACAGAUAUACUAAAUCCACAGACAUUAGAAAUUGAUACGACCUCAGUGUACCGGCCGAUACAAGAAGCUAAAUCUAAAUAUGAAACAUCAUUAAAGGAAUAUUGCAGUAUUUUGUUUUUGAAACCACGGAUGAAGAUAUUUUUAAGAGGAAAUAAGGUGAAAACAAAAUUGAUGACUAGAAGUUUGUCACAGACACUUUACGACACAUAUAAUCCUCAAUGGCUGGACAAACCGAUUAAAAUAACCUACGGGUUUAACUGCUCAGAAGGUGGUUAUGAAGAUUAUGGUAUUAUGAUGUACCAUAAAAAUCGACUGAUCAAAGCCUUCAAAAAAGUUGGUUACCAGAAACAAGCCAAUGACCUUGGUGUAGGCGUUGUCGGAGUUGUAGAAGUCAACUUUCUUCAACCAAUCCACAAUAAACAAGAUUUUGAGCAAAAUGAACGCUACAAUACAUUUAUAACAGCACUGGCUACUAAAACCAACGAUUAUUGGAAUGAGAAGAUGAAUCAAUCUACUUCGGCCAGUCAGGGGGCUCUGCCAGAUUGGUUAUGGGCCCAGUGUGAUAAUUGUUUAAAAUGGCGACGUUUACCAGAUGGUAUUAACAGACAGUUACCAGAUAAAUGGUAUUGUUAUAUGAACGCUGAUGCCUCACACAAUCGAUGCGAUAUUGAUGAAGAACCUGAAAAUGAAGAUGAGUCUAUACGACCUAAUCAAAAAACAUUUAAACAAGAAAAGGAAGUACAAAAACGAAAAUCAAAGGUAGAAGAGGAACUGGCGAAAGAAGCAUUAAAAGCAAGAGAAGAAAAGCUGCAAGAAAUGUAUACUGCGGUUGUAUCUUCACAAGACACAGAAAAACGGGAAAGGGAACUAUUGCAAAAGAAAUUAGAAGAAACUGAAAGGAAAUUAGCACUAGCUGACAAGAAAUUAGAAGAAGCUGACUUGAAAUUGCCUAUAAACCUAAUACCAGAAUUGCCAAUGGUUGUAAAUAAGACAACAGCUAGUAAUAGUCCUGCGGAGAAAUCAACACCUUCAUCAAAAGGGCAUUCGGAAGCCAAUAAAAGAAAGGUCGGAGAGAUUAGCACGGAGAUAAUAAGUAAACGUAUAUGUAAGAGUAAGAACGAACCGAAUAGCACCGAUAAAGUCUUAGCGGAAAUUGACGAGGCACUUGAAGGCUGUUCUAGCACACCUAAUAAGAAAGGAAACGCUCCGUCCCUUUCUGCCGAAGUGCUUAGAUUGAAGACCGAGUUACAAAGAACAGAAGCAAAGCUUAAAGACACCUAUAUUACGCUAGAAAAUACAAACAAAAAAUUAGAAGAUUCCGAGCAGAAGUUAGUGCAACAAGAGCUAAGCCUAAAAAGCUUUGAAAAUAAAAUGAAAUAUUCAGAGACGAAACUUCAAACUGCCGAAGACUCAUUAAGAAUGUCAGAAACAAUAGCAAAGAACCGUGAGCUGGAAUUUGCAGAUGCACAGAAAAAGUUUGAAUAUUCCGAGAAGCAUCUCGGCCACAUCCAAACCACACUAAAAACGACACAGACAUCGCUACAAGACAAAGAAUCGCAAUUAAAACUCUCAGAGAAGGAGCUUGAACAAACGCAAGCGUUGCUGCGCGACAAGCAGACCACAUUGCAAACUACACAGACAUCGCUACAAGACAAAGUCAAGAGAUUAAAAAUAUCAGAGAAGCAGCUUGAACAAACACAAACGAUGCUGCGCGACAACCAGACCACAUUGCUAACUACACAGAAAUCGUUACAAGACAAAGAAUCGCAAUUAAAACUCUCAGAGAAGAAGCUUGAACAAACACAAACGUUGCUGCGCGACAACCAGACCACAUUGCAAAUUACACAGACAUCGCUACAAGACAAAGAAUCGCAAUUAAAACUCUCAGAGAAGAAGCUUGAACAAACACAAAUGAUGCUGCGCAACAACCAGACCGCAUUGCAAACUACACAGACAUCGCUACAAGACAAAGAAUCGCAAUUAAAACUCUCAGAGAAGAAGCUUGAACAAACGCAAGCGUUGCUGCGCGACAAGCAGACCACAUUGCAAAUUACACAGACAUCGUUGAAAGACAAAGAAUCACGAUUAAAUCUCUCAGAGAAGAAGCUUGAACAAACACAAACGAUGGUGCGCGACAACCAGACCGCAUUGCAAACUACACAAACAUUGUUAAAAGACAAAGAAUCGCGAUUAAAACUUUCAGAGAAGAAUCUUGAAGAAACGCAAACGUUGCUGCGCAACAACCAGACCACAUUGCAAACUACACAGAAUAAGCUACACAAUGUUGAAAAAAAUCUCGGAGAUGAAAAACACAAUUUAGAAAGUACAGAAACGAGACUACAAGGUUUACAAACAAAUAUAUAUAGACUCUUAUCAAUUCUUGUACCUGAUGUAGAGUUGGGUGAGGUUUCAGAUGUUGAUAACAUCGUAAUUGAUAUGAUAGAUGUCAAUCAAGAAAUUGAAUAACAUUUAGUCUAUGAUAAAAUCGUAAUUGAUAUGAUAGAUGUCAAUCAAUUUGUACUAUAGUGUACGAGUUUACAAUUGUCUACUGAGAGCAGUCCGAAAUAUCAAACGUUGGCUUUGUGCUUUGACGCUCUGGGUUUGUUUUGGUUUUUUUGUGCAAAUCCGUACCACCAACAGUGCAAGAGUUUUUGUGUAUUUUCUGGACGGCGAAACUCUCUAUAUAUUUUACAACCUUUUAGCGCUUCAACUUUCAAGGUCAGGACACCUGACUGGCUGUGUUUUAUUUAUGUUAUCUAUGACCAAAUUAAUUCAACAACAUGUACACUAUGUGGCUAGGCAGAUGUUAAGACUGUUUCAUAUGUAGAAGUUAUUAUUUUUAUAUAACGCCCAACAAAAUCUCAUACUAGUGUUACGUGGUAACAUUUUCAUAUGUGUCCUUAUAUAUGUUUUCAGUGAUUAAGACACACUGGUUCCUCUAUAGUCUGGAGUUCUCUGUUAUAGUCUGGAGUUCUCCGUUAUAGUUCUCUGGUUUGGUCCUGUGGCGUUGGCCGAGAGAGUUCCUCUGAAUUUUCUGGCUUGGUUUCAUCUUGUCAGUGGGGCAGCUGUCUAGUUGUUCGGAUGGAAAAAAAGCACGUGGUUUCAACACCCUAUCAUAAUACUUAACCAGCGUCAAACAUAUAUCCUGUUUCCCAAAUGCUACAAAUCGACCCAAGAUGUCUUGGCGGCAGUGGGAGAGAUAAAUAUUGGGUCGUGCCCCCACGGGAUCUGGCUUCUCGUGCAAAAUCAUAGUGAUCAGUCUGCCCAUUUGCUUUGUAUCCCGAAGUGAGAGAGAGAGAAAAAAAAUGGGGUUUAACGUCCACUCGACACAAACUAGUUCAUUUCGGGACUAACAUGGUUUAAUUUUAUUUCAAUAAUUCGCUUGCGCGUAGAGGUCUUUAGCAGUGGGAGGAAACCGGAGGACCCGGAGAAAACGCACGAGGUUCGGCAGGCGACCCUACUCCUUGUCACAUACAACCGGGGAUUCGAAACCACGCCAGUUAACCCAAUGACAGGCUUUAUGAUACAGCACGCACGUCCUAACCAUUCGGCCAUCCAACCCCCCUGUAUCCCACGAUGGAGUUAAAUGGUUGUACAUGAAACUUCAACCGUAUCCUCUCUGUAUCUUUGCAUGAUUAUUUUUAUCUGUUUACUAAUCAAAUUUCAUUGAUCAUAAAUCAUCGAAGGGAUGAGAGACAAGUGAAUUCACGUACAAAGCUCUUCUCCCUACAAAUUCAUGAUAAUAAAGCAGCAUUAAUAUUAAAACAAUACUCAUGCGAUAAAUAUCAAUUUUACUUUUAUACUCACAAAUAUAUAUAAUAUUAAAGUUUACAAUUUACUUGUACAUGGAUACAUAUAUUUACGUUUUAUUUUUAUAAUUGUAUUACCUUUUUUUAUGUUCUUAUUUACAUUUAAACUAUACUACUGUUUUUACAAUAUAAAAUCGUGAUUGUUCACUACCACUGGGUGUGUUACACAUAUUAAACAUACAUUAUGCAAGAGCUAAAUCUGCCAAUUGCCGGUCUUUCUUUAGGCCUGAAAUGUUAUCUAAAUUAUUAAUUAGACAUAAUUAACUUAUCCUGACCAUAAUCAACACGCGAUGGCAUCGCUAACCUGCAAUAUUUACUGGAUUAGAACCCUGUCUGCUGCUACUGAUUAAAUCAAAAAAUGGAUAAUCGAGACUAUGUUUUUCAUCUUACCGACUCUAAUAAUGAUGAUCGCGGCAGGCCCAAAAUUCAAUCGCUUUAGGGUAGAUCGCUUUGACAGAAAUUUUCAGCAAAUUCCCUUUACAUUAUCUAGGUUUUAACUAUUAUAGCGAGAACUGCCAGCUCUUUAUCUAAUCUCCAAUAAUGUAUCAUUAACUGACUUGUAGUUCUAAUUUACCUCAGUGUAGUAUUCUCAUCUAUUUUAAAUCUUUUGAGAGAUACUGAUAAUAUUUUGCAUAAUUUUUAUUGUCGUGGACCCUGAACAUCAAGACUACCUUCCUUUCAUAUGUUUGUGGACACUCAACAGGUCACAAUUUGUAUCCGAUUUUGACGAAACUCGAUUGAAACAUGGGUUUACAUCCCGAAGAUCUCGGUUCCGUUCAUUAUUUUCCUGGAUGAUCCCUGAUUGAACGAAAAAUAGCCUUUUUAGCUAUCCUAUCCUUCCAUUGCAAAAUGUGGGCAUACCUUGCAUGGCAACUGCUUGUUAUGUAUUUUUCAUCCACUUUUAAUGUAUUUUUCAUUGACAAUGUAUAAUUUACAUGCUGCUCGAAAUGUGUUUUAUGUAAUAAAAUAUCUAUCUUUACACACCUUGAGAUGUUAUUUCCUGUGAUCUCCCAUGCAUGUUAUGAAAAGCAUCAACCUGUUAUGACGUCAUCAGAGUGUGAUAUCAUAUCGACCCUAAUGCUAUGGACAGACGAGCGUAUUUUUCCGCCCGAUCGCGGCGGUGGAAAUUCGCCAGAGAUUUUUUUACGGCCAAUAACGAACGGGCACACGUAGCGAUCGUCUCAAGAGCGUGCGCCACUCUGUGAGUAAUAUGUCGAUCACGUGACUUGUCGAUCACGUGACUUGUACAAAAUGGCAGCCAUUGUAACCGGUAGCCGUAGCUAUCUUAAUUAUUUGUAUUUCGUUUUCCGGAAAAGCGCUCCGUAGUUCUAUAUUUAGACUAUGGGUGUAAGUUUUGGUACCUAUCGCUACUCUAGUAAAAUCUAUGGUUUUCUCGGCACAGUCAUCGCCUGUUUAAUAUUUUGAUAUUUUCAUAUUGUGUAAGAGUAUAUAUUUCUAAUUGAGCAUGCUGCCUAUGUUUUUAUUAUUGUUAAUUGUGUCUGCCGACUGUAUUUUCAAGCAAGAACUUUACUAUGUAUUUAUAUGUAUUUUCACUUAGUUUGUUAUAAUAUUUAGUGGGCAGAUUUUGUAAGUAAACAUUUUUGAUGGGGACUUAUAUGUAUCUGGUAGAUAAAUUAUCUAGCUAUCCGUGCCUAUCCUUAGUUUUGUGGUGCCUACUUUGUGUCAAAAGUUCUGCAUAUUUUUUGGAUAGUACCCGUGUCUGGAUUUUAGAUUCCAUGCCGACUUGUCCAAGGGAGAUAAUAUUAGCUUCUUGUAUAUCAAGAAUUUAUUAAUUAGUAGGCAUGUUUAAUUUAAGUCUUAUUUAGUAUAUUUUAUCCUUUCAAAUUAUUAUUUAUGCAUGUUGUAAGCCGUGUGUCAUGUUGGUUUAGUUGAGGCAUGGGUUCUUUUAUUUAUUUUGUGUCUGUUAGUUUAGGAUUUCACCCCACCUUUUAUUACUAGGUGGAUGAAUAAGUUGAGUCUCAUUGCCUCCAUGCAUUAGCCUUUUGUCUUCUAGACUGGAUAGUAAUAUCCUGGCUCGAGGAAGUGUUUUGACAGCGGUUGAACACAGUGUUUUAGUUUUAGUCUUUAUGUCUGGUAGUAGAAAGUGUUUUUUUAGAAGUGUUUUGUAAGUAAUUAUUAAUAUUACAUAGUUAGAGACGACCACAAAUCGUCCCGAAGUCACGUAAUUUCGGAUACCCGAAUUUGACCUUGCUAUCCCCAACCGAAAAUUAUAUGUAUCAUAUAUGUUUCUAAUUUUUAUUAAAACCUUUAUAAGUUC
Patella vulgata (common limpet) is the source of this 6783-nucleotide messenger RNA. RefSeq names its product MORC family CW-type zinc finger protein 3-like. The coding region runs from base 34 to 3162 and encodes 1042 amino acids. The transcript is spliced from 16 exons. Lineage: Eukaryota; Metazoa; Mollusca; Gastropoda; Patellidae. The record is from RefSeq and is a predicted model, not a curated record. Gene Ontology annotation, cellular component: nucleus. Gene Ontology annotation, molecular function: zinc ion binding; ATP hydrolysis activity.